GAACGUCCAAAGAGCGCUGUGUUUCCUGCAGAGCUCAAGUCCAAAAUGAGUGUGGAGGAGCAGAAUGAGCGAAUCCGACGAAACCAAAGCAGCUCUGUGAGGGACAAGAGGAGGAGUCUGAUCCUCUCUGGAGGCCAGUCUCCAGCCAACUACAAAGUGAUUCGAAGGCGGCUGACAGCUCAUGAGAUUGACAUUAAUGACCUGGAGUUGGCAGUGCGAGGUCAGGGUCUGGAGUCUCCUCGGGAGGAAAUCGCUCGCCUGAGGCAGCCGUACCACCUGGACAUCAGCAGGGUGCUUCUGACUCCUGACAAGGUUCUGAUCCCGGAGCGCUACCUGGAUGUGGAGGACAGCCCCCCGCUAAGCCCCGAGGAGCAGAGGGAGAAGCAGAAGAAACUUGAGCGGAUCAAGACCCUCAUCGCUAAAUCCAA
Messenger RNA from Notothenia coriiceps (black rockcod), 428 nucleotides. RefSeq names its product pleckstrin homology domain-containing family A member 6-like. The record is from RefSeq and is a predicted model, not a curated record. The annotation marks the transcript as partial. The transcript has 3 exons. Lineage: Eukaryota; Metazoa; Chordata; Actinopteri; Perciformes; Nototheniidae.